Molecule: messenger RNA, 651 nt
Organism: Naegleria lovaniensis
Lineage: Eukaryota; Heterolobosea; Eutetramitea; Acrasida; Naegleriidae
Exons: 1
Coding region: 1-651 (216 amino acids)
Cellular component (GO): cytoplasm
Molecular function (GO): glutathione transferase activity; glutathione binding
Source: RefSeq, a predicted model, not a curated record
AUGGUUCUCAAACUCUAUGGUCUUUACUUUUCCACUUGUGUUCAACGUGUCGUGACCACUCUCAAAGAAAAGAAUGUCGAAUUUGAAUUGGUCCCAGUCGAUCUUUCCAAAGGUGAACAUAAACAAGCUGCAUUCCUCGAGAAGCAACCUUUCGGAGUCAUUCCAGUCCUCGAAGACGAUGGUUUCUUGAUCUAUGAGUCUCGUGCCAUUUGUAGAUAUUUGGAACAAAAGUUCAAGAAUCAAGGAACUCAAUUGAUCCCAACAGAUUUGAAGGCUUUGGGUCUCUUUGAGCAAGGUGCUUCUAUUGAAACUUCUUACUUUGAUGCCAAUGCCAGUGGUCUUGCUUUUGAAUUGGUAUUUAAGGCCAUGUUCGGAGCUGGUGCUCCUGAUGAAGCUCGUGUCAAGUUAUUGACACAAAAACUCACUUCUGCUUUGGAUGUCUAUGAAAAGAUCUUAUCCAAGCAAGAAUAUAUUGGUGGUAAUCAAUUCACUUUGGCUGAUAUUUAUCACUUGCCUUAUGGUAAUUACUUGUUCCAUCCUCAAGUCAAUUUGGGUCACUUGAUUAACGAUCGUCCUCAUGUGAAGGCAUGGUGGGAAAAGAUUACCAAGAGAGAUUCUUGGAUUCAAGCUUUAAAGUUGGCAGGUCAAUAA